AUGACUGCAUUUACAGUAGCGGGUAUUGGUUUGUUCUCUCUGUGGCUCAUCAAUGGUUAUUCGAAGAAAGGCCGUAAAACGACGUCUUCAGGCCUCCCGCCUCCACCUCAGAUACCGGGCUUGCCCGUGAUUGGGAACCUGCUGCAACUGAAAGAGAAGAAACCUCACAAGACUUUCGCCAGAUGGGCCGAGAGAUACGGCCCGAUCUAUUCCAUUAGAACUGGCUCCACAUCACUCGUGGUCCUCAACUCUAAUGAUGUUGCAAAGGAGGCUAUGGUUACUAGAUUCUCAUCCAUCUCAACGAGAAAGCUGUCUAAUGCGAUAAAGAUCCUUACUUGUGAUAAAAACAUAAUUGCACUGACUGAUUAUGGUGAACAUCAUAAGAUGGUCAAGAAGAAUAUUCUCACUAGUACUUUGGGACCUAAUGCUCAGAAGCGCCAUCAAAUUCACAGGGAUACCAUGAUAGAAAACGUGUCGAAACACUUGAUAGCUUGCCAGAAAGAGAAUCCUAUGGCAGCUGUGAAUUUCAGGAAAAUAUUCCAGUCUGAACUCUUUGGGCUGGCAUUGAAACAAGUUCUUGGACGUGAUCUGAUGUCUAUAUAUGUUGAGGAGCUUGGACAAACUUUGUCAAAGGAGGACAUAUUCAAAAUUUUGGUGGUUGAUCCCAUGAAAGGUGCCAUUGAGGUUGACUGGAGGGAUUUUUUCCCCUAUCUAAAAUGGAUACCAAACAGGACCUUCGAGAAAAAUAUCAAACAAAUGUAUUCUCGUAGGCAAGCUGUGAUGACUGCACUCAUCAACGAACAAAAAGAACGGAUUUCUCGAGGAGAGGAAGUGAAUUGUUACCUCGACUACUUGUUAUCAGAAGCAAAAACAUUGUCUGAACAACAGAUUCUAAUGCUGUCAUGGGAAGCCAUAAUCGAAUCAUCAGAUACCACUUUGGUCACGACCGAAUGGGCCUUGUAUGAACUCGCUAAAGAUCCCGAAAGACAGGAUCAUCUAUAUAGGGAAAUUGAAAGUGUUUGUGGGAAUGAAAAAAUCACGGAGAAAAAGUUGAGUGAACUCCCAUUCUUGUCUGCAGUUUUUCAUGAGACUUUGAGAAAAUACAGUCCAGCUCCCGUAAUUCCCCUGAGAUUCGUUCAUGAAGAUACGCAAAUAGGAGGAUAUGACAUUCCAGCAGGAACUGAGAUUGCUAUAAAUAUCUUCGGAUGUAACAUGGACAAGAAAGUAUGGGAAAGUCCUGAAAGCUGGAAACCAGAGAGAUUUCUCGACGAAAAAUACGAAACGAUGGAUUUACACAAGACAAUGGCAUUUGGAGCUGGGAAAAGGCUCUGCCCCGGUGCCUUACAAGCAAUGUUGAUAUCUAGCUUGGCAAUCGGUCGAUUAAUACAGGACUUUGAAUGGAGGCUUAAGGAUGGAGAAGAAGAAAAUGUCGAUACGCUCGGGCUCACGACCCACAAGCUUCAUCCGCUGCAUGCAGUUUUAAAGAUGAGAAAUUGA
Molecule: messenger RNA, 1497 nt
Organism: Striga hermonthica
Lineage: Eukaryota; Viridiplantae; Streptophyta; Magnoliopsida; Lamiales; Orobanchaceae
Source: the annotation of a GenBank genome assembly